Bicyclus anynana (squinting bush brown) is the source of this 1465-nucleotide messenger RNA. Its product is annotated as ribosome biogenesis protein WDR12 homolog. The coding region runs from base 160 to 1422 and encodes 420 amino acids. Gene Ontology annotation, biological process: ribosome biogenesis. Gene Ontology annotation, cellular component: preribosome, large subunit precursor. NCBI's taxonomy places the organism in Eukaryota, Metazoa, Arthropoda, Insecta, Lepidoptera, Nymphalidae. The transcript is spliced from 9 exons. The record is from RefSeq and is a predicted model, not a curated record. Gene Ontology annotation, molecular function: protein binding.
CAUUUUCAAUCUGCCGGUGAGCCUGCAAACAAAUUAAACAAAACCACAUGCUAUUUGUUGAUUUGAUUUGAAAAUUCCGUUCAAGUGUAUUUCACAAAUUAGUGUUAUUUCGGUUGAGGAUUUGUUAUAAUUUAAAAAUACUACGUUGAUACUACUACUAUGGCCGCGGAUGCUGGUGAAGCACAGUUACAAGUCCGAUUUAUAACCAAGCAAGAACAAUAUGCAGUGUCGGACAGUCCGUAUGCUAUUCAAAGUAACAUUCAGUCAUCCGAGUUGAAUACACUCAUAAAUGCAUUGCUUAAAGAAACUAACCCAACCUUAGGAAAGGUGGUAGAAUUUGACUAUCUAAUAUGUGGCGAACUACUGGUGUCGACAGUCGCAGAACACUUGCAAGAGAAGGGUUUAUCAACUGAAGAGACAUUAGAGAUUGAAUAUUUGGAGAGAUUCCCUGCACCAAGCCCACAGGAUUGUUUGAUGCAUGAUGACUGGGUUUCAGCUGUUCACACACACGGAAAUUGGAUUUUAUCUGGAAGCUAUGAUAAUAGUGUCCACAUUUGGAACACAAAGGGCCAACACAAACUUGCCAUUCCCGGGCACACAUCACCAGUUAAAGCAGUCUCAUGGGUUUCAUUUAGUGGUGACCAAGCUGUAUUUGUUAGUGGCUCACACGAUCAAUCCACUAUGCUAUGGGUUUGGAAUGUCUCUGGGAACUCUGUAGAUUGUGUGGUGACAUGCAGAGGACAUGACAAGGGAGUGGAAUGUCUCUCAGUCUCAGCUGAUGCCAACCGCUUUGCCACUGGUAGCUGGGAUAAUAAUGUCUGCUUUUGGAGUACAAGUCUUUCUGAUGAGGAUAACAUUCCAGUAAAAAAGAAAAGUAAACCAGAACAAGGGAAAACUAGACAGCCACUAACAACCUUAAAAGGACACAGGGAGGCUGUCUCAGCAGUGCAAUGGAUGGACCAUAACACGGUAGUGUCCAGUGGAUGGGAUCAUUUGCUCAAGAUCUGGGAUUGUGAACUUGGUGGCAUCAAGCAAGAAAUUGUAGGGAAUAAAGCAUUUUUCGACGUGGAUUGGUCACCACUAAACAACAGUUUAAUAACAGCUUCAGCAGACAGACAUUUACGACUGUACGAUCCCAGAUCAACAGAUAGUAUUGUGAAAACAACAUAUACAUCGCACACCGGUUGGGUCCAGUCUGUGCGUUGGUCCAAAACCAGAGACACCAUGUUCCUAUCAGCGGGCUAUGACGGACAAGUGAAGCUGUGGGAGACAAGAAGUCCUAAAACGCCUUUGUACGAUCUAAGCGGGCACGAAGACAAAGUGCUGUGCUGCGACUGGAGCAACCCCUCGCUGCUCAUCAGUGGCUCGUGCGACAACACGCUGAGGGUGUUCAAAGCGAAGCACGCCACCGCCGGCUCGUGAAUGGUCAGCUGUGUUUAUUAUAGAAUAUAUUAUGUUGGCAGUA